AUGUCUGCCUCCGAGAUAGUUGCAGUUAACUCUGGAAACUCGAAAAAUUCUGAUGCUGCCGGACAUACGCAGAAUUUAUGUGAUGCUGAAAGUGAAAGUGAAAUGGAGGAUGUUAGAUUGGACGAAAGAAGCGUGGCAUCAACCGCUGAUGAUCCAUCAAGUAACAGUAUCUUGAAAGAAGCUAUUGAUGAUGUUGUUGAUAAUCAUGGUGAAGAAAAAGUUACUAAUGCGCAAGAUAAAAAUGACAAGUCUUUAAAAGAAGAGCACAUUGAACAGGUUGUGCGAAGUUCCGAAAAACAAUUUAAUUUGAUUAAGAGUAAAGUGGAAAAUAACACUGUAAUAAUCCACUCGGUAGAUGAAACACCUGACGAGACGUUUCAAAGGUUACAGCGGGGUCUGCAAGACAGAACUCUGACACACAAAGAAAUUGUUGAUUCAAUCUUUACUGUGCUCGUUGGUGGCGCAUUCGAUAUUGAAUCAAAGUUUAUCAUCGAAAAUUCCAGAAAUAUUAUUCGUAUGUUGCAUUUGUUGGACACAGCUCCAUCUCAUUUAGAGGCAGAAGUAUGGAGCGUAUUUAUUGGCGUUGUCAGGAAAAGUGCACGUAAUAUGCAAGCUUGCUCAAGGGUUGGCCUUGUUUUGGAGAUCCUGGAUCGGUUAUCAGGUAGCGAUGCAGUUGUCUCGGAUUUGUUGGUACAACUUCUUGGAGUGCUCACCACGUACAGUAUCACAGUUAAGGAGACCAAAAGAUUUCUUCUUGCUUUGAAGGCAGUAAAUAGGAAAUGGCGCAAGAACUCGAUCAAACUUUUGGAUGUGCUGGGAGAAAUGCCAAAACGCGAUGGUGCGGAUGUUUUCUUCUCCUUCCCUGGCGUGCAUAAUGCAGGUAUUGCAUUACCUCCGCUGACCAAGUGGCCUUAUCAGAAUGGCUGGAGUUUUUGUACCUGGUUGAAAAUGGACCCUUUAAAUAGUGUUAAUUUCGAAAAGGAGCGUCCAUACAUAUAUUGUUUUCGGACCACAAAGGGAGUUGGCUACAAUUGUUAUAUUAUGGGCAAUUGUUUGGUUAUCAGUUGUAUUAAAACCAUGAGUAAGGAAACAGUACGAUGUAUACGAUUUGAAUUGACACCCAGAAGAUGGCAUCAUGUUACAAUCUCAUAUAUUUAUUCUCGUUGGUCGAAGAGUGAAAUCCAGUGUUUUGUGGAUGGCCAAAUGAUUGAAUCCUUCGAUGUUCCAUGGUUAGUUUCAACAACAGAACAUUUUGAUAAAUGUAGUAUUGGUUGUGGCCCUGAUGGAGAAGAACCGUUCUGCGGGCAGAUAGCAGCGUUGUAUGUAUUUUCGGAAGCCCUAAAUUCGCAACAAGCUAAUGCAAUUUUUUGUUUGGGACCAUCGUAUCAGAGUCGUUUUCUACAUGAAGUCGAGACUGAUUUGUUUGAUGAUUAUAAAAAGUUUAUAUUUGAUGGAAAGCUCAGUGCUUCUAUUGUGAUAGCGUAUUCACCAAAGAACUGUGAUGGACAGCUGUGUCUGCAUUCAGCAUCUAAAACAGCUGCUUCGUAUUUUGUGCAGAUUCCGCAUGCCAUUAUGAAAGAGGGUGUCGAAGUGGUAAAAACAUAUUCAAUCCACAACUCAUUACAUUCCUUAGGUGGCAUACAGAUGCUUUUGCCUCUAUUUUCGCAACUAGACUUUCCUCAGUGUGAUGGAAAUGUUCGAAAAAUUGAUAUUUGCUCGAAAUUGUUAUCAGCUAUAUCAUUUCUGCUAAGAACUGCUUCAAGUGCUCCCCAGCAACUGUAUCACAGCAGGGCAUUUCUUGUCAUUUCUCAGGCCUUAUAUGAAUCAUCACCUUCAAACCUCAGUCAACAUGUAUUGGAAAUUUUAAUUGAUAUUUCAAAAUACCUAUUGACACUUCCUUCGGGAACACCGCUGUUGAAACAUCUUUUUGAUUAUAUUCUUUUCAAUCCUGAACUUUGGAGUAGAGCUGAUCCUACGAUACAAAUUCAGUUAUAUUAUUUUUUGGCGAGUGAAUUUUUGUCGAGCGCAAAUUUCUUACUGAUCGUGCAGCGUUGUGCUACUAUAAUUGAGGUACUCCAUGCUAUUAAGCUAUACUACUGGGUUGUUAUGCCACGUUCACCGUCAGUGUAUAGCGUGAUCAGUCGAGAAGGAAGGCCAUCCCGAAGUGAAGUAGUAACUAUACGCGCACAUAUGUUGACUUUCGUUUCUCGACUAAUCUGUGUGCCAGAUCCAAAGGAGAGUGGUAUUAUGAAUCGAGACAGUGAAUUUAACGCGUUAUUAAAUUUUAUCGCCACUGUAAACGAAGAUGAUAAUCUAUAUGAUGUGUUGGCUCUUACAACACGGUUACUUUCUGAAAAGCCGGCAGCAAUGGUACCGGCAUUCGAUCGAAAGAAGGGUCUUGCAGUUGUGUUUAAAUUGAUCAAUUCUGUCAAUGAGCUUGUUCGUAUACCGGCUUUAAAGAUAUUUGGUUAUUUCUUGUGUCGCUCAACGUUCAAGCGAAAAACAGAUUCAGUAAGCAAUCUUAAUUUAUUAUCCCUUAUAACCGAUCGGCUGUUAUUGAAUGCGAGUCAUCUUACUUUGGCAACAUAUAAUGUGCUAUUUGAAAUACUUACUGAGCAAAUGACACCAACGAUAAAUUAUUUGAUUCAUGUAUCGAUCAGCGAUGUAAUGAGAUUUGAAAAUCCUGCAAUGUUAAAAGUUAUUGCCAAUCUGAUAACACAAAGUGAAAAUAAUUUGGAAUUAAUGAAGGUGAAGCGAAUUUUCUUGGAAGAUCUACUUCAUAUGUGCGAAAACUCUCGAGAUAAUCGACGUACGAUUUUGCAAAUGAGUGUAUGGCAAGAAUGGCUUAUUUCAUUGGCUUACAUUUUUCCGAAAAAUGAAGCUGAAGUAGCAAUUAGUGAACUCGUUUAUCGCAUCUUUGCACAGCUUCUCUUCCAUGCUAUUUAUUUAGAAUAUGGUGGUUGGAGAGUGUGGGUCGAUACCCUCGCUAUUGCUCACUCAAAGGUAUCAUGGGAACGUCACCAGGCAAAAUUUCAUAGAGGUGGUGAGCGCGAAACGGACGUUAUAUUCUAUUUAGUCCAAAAUCUUGUUUUAUCUGUGGCUCGCACGGUAGAUGGACUUGUGGAUGAAGUGGAAAGGAAUCAUGAAUCGAAGAUAUCAGCUAAUCAGCCAAGUUCUAUCUACCGCACUCCGGAGUUUUGCUGGUCGGAUGUGCAUUUAAGAUUGCUUAAUGAUCUGCUUGUUUCAAUCGAAAAUACUGUGGAAGAGUGGAAGAAGGGCACAGCAGCAAUACUGGAUGUUGUGAAUAACAGUGAAAAUAGUAUAUUUGUUGCUAAUUGUGUUCAUGUCUUAUCCCAACUGAUCGAUUUGUUGGUAAUGGCCUGUGGUGGACUUCUUCCUCUUCUGGCUGCUGCUACGUCUCCUAGUAGCGAACUAGAAAUAAUGGAUUCGACAAAUCAAGCAUUGGCUGUAGGCAGUGCCGCUCGUUUGCUGACACGUUUCAUCAUUCUGGCUGAUGUUUUUAUCUUUGCGUCUGGAAUAAGUUUCAGUGAUCUUGAACAGGAAAAAAAUAUGCCGAGUGGUGGCAUAUUACGGCAAACAUUACGCCUUGUGUCAACAAUGACUGUACGGAAAAUACUUGCUUGUCGUGCAAAAACUUCCGUUGGCAAAAUGUUGUGCAUGGAUACUAAGCAAGUAAUGCGUGCGCAGCAGAUUGCUGAAUUUGUGUCAGACGCACUGGAGCCA
Molecule: messenger RNA, 3744 nt
Organism: Acanthocheilonema viteae
Lineage: Eukaryota; Metazoa; Nematoda; Chromadorea; Rhabditida; Onchocercidae
Source: the annotation of a GenBank genome assembly